CAUCGAUGAGAUUUGAUUCGCAAGAGCCAACAAGAUGGUAUAGUAUGCUCCCAUGAGUUGCCACAAAAAGGUACGCCCCCGAGGGGAGCGCCGGGUGGAGCCCCUGGAGCUUGCCCAGCGAUCGGCUCGCUGUGGGGCUUCCGCCUCCCAAGCAGGCCGCAGAUUCCCCCAAGGCGCAGGUGAGCACGUCCGACGCCGACCCCUCCUCGGCGGGCCUCUCCUGGGGCACCUUCCGGUCGGCCCACCCGCGCGCCCGGACCCUACAGUACCGCGUCGAGCUCCGAGAGGCCGUCGCGGAGGCCGCCAGUGAGGAUGGCCAGGCUGGAGGCGAUGAGCGCGAGGACGCCUCGUGGUCUCUCGUGCGCGUCUUCGAGCAGUGCACGCAGGGGGCCCCUCGGACCCUGUCUUGCCAGCUGCGGCACCUGCAGCCCAGCCGUCAGUACGCCGCCCGAGUCAGGGUGCGCCACUGGCCGCUGGACAAGCACUGGCGGGCCGAGGUGGCAUGCCGCUUCAGCACCCCGUGCACAGGGGCGCACCCCGACGACUUCCCGCCUCCCAGGCCGCUGCCGAAGGAGUGGCUCGACCUCCCGGCUCGCCAGCGAGCCGACGAGGGCGCCUUGGAAGGGCACGCCUGGUGCGCGGUGUGGCUGCCGCCGCCCGCCGCGCAAUGGCCGAGGCACCUCUGCUUCUUCGAGUGGCGGCACGCUGGCGGGAGCCCUGCGCAGGCCCUGUGGACGGUCGCGGAGGCAGAGCGCACGGCGCUGCGCCUGUCGGAGGCCGACGCCGGCGUCCUCAGGGGUGGCUGCGGCGAGGUCGUGCGGCUGCCCCACGCGGAGGAGCCGCUGCUCCUCCGCUUCCGGCACGCCGCUGGCCUCGUCACCGCCAUGGCGUACGUGGCGACCUUCUUCGCGCCGCCGGGGCCGCCCGCGGCCUCCCUGGAGGUGUCGGACGACGGCCUCGCGGUCCUGAUCGAGGGCUCAGGCGGAGGCCACCCGGGCCACGCCUCCGCGACGAGGUGCCAGUUCGCCGUCGAGGGCGCGGGCGCGGGCGCGGCGCCGCGGGAGCUGAGCGCCCUCGGCCUCUGCCCUGCCGCGGGGCGCUGGCAGCAGCGCCUCCCGGUGGAGGCCCACGGCGCGCUCCUGCCGCCCCUGGGCGUCGUGCGGCUCUGCGCGCGCGUGGGCGACGGCAGCCGCUGGUCGGAGUGGUCGGCGUGGUCCGCGCCGCUGGAGCUGGCCGUGCCGCGGCCGGAGCCCGCGGCCGGGUCGGAGCUGCGCGCGUGCGAGCUGCCCGCCAGCCCGGGCGCGGUGGAGCUCACGUGGGCGCCGUUCGUCACCGCGGCGGGGCUGCGCGACGUCGACUACCACGUGGAGGCGGCGCCGACGGCCUGCCCGGACGAGAGCACGCAGCAGGUCGUGCCGGCAGCGCUGGCCGCCCGCGCGACGCCUGGCGUGUGCGCCACCAUUCUGCGGAGAACCUCGCCCCUGGCGUGGAGUACAUCUUCACCGUGAGCGCCUCGUACCCAGGGCUGGGCGGCUGCUGCGCGCAACAGGGCCCGGCGGACUCCUCGCUGUUCGCGGUGUUGGCCACGGCUGGCGUGGACGGCCCCGCCUUCGAGCCGCCAGGGCCCCCGAAGCACCUCGCGCCGCCCGACUCGCACGGAGGGGUGGGGCGCCGCGCGCCUUGGGGCUGGGACUUCUGGCUUGCGGUGGACCGGCGCGCGCUCGCCAGGUGCUCCCGGCCGUCGCCCCCGAUGGUCGCGGCCUUCGCGACGACGCCGAAGCCGCGGCUGGCGCUGCGGCAGUCGCCCGCCGGCAGGCUCGAGCUGGCUGUCGGCUUCGCCCUCUGCGGGCUGCCGCCCUCCGCGGCGGCGGCGAGGGCCGUGCGCGCGGACCCGGAGGUGUGGCCGGCGGCGGGAGCCCAUCCGAAGCCUCCGGCGGACACGCCCAGGGUCCCCGAAGCGUGCGGACACCGCUUCGCGACGCGGGUGCAGGUCCGUCGCCGCCUGGCAGGCGACCAGCACGAGGGCGGCGGCCUGGAGCUGGCGCCCAUGGACCUCGACCGAGCCGCGCUGGCGCCCGUGGGCGCUGGCGAAGAGGGCCUGCCGGAGGGCUGGCUCGUCGGCGCCGUGAGGCUCCCCGUUCACCGCCCCGAGUUCGCAGACGGCGAGAAGCAUGUCGUCUCCCUCCGCAUCGGCGACGGCUGGCGGUGGUCGGCCUGGAGCGCCUGGAGCAAGCCCGCCCACGUGCGCGUGCCGCCCGUGGCCGCGCCGGAGGGAGGCGUCCAGGUGACGGCGCAGCCGCCAGCGCGGGCCACCGUCCGCUUCACGGCGCCCCGCUCCGAGCUGGGCGUGCCGGUGGAGUGCGCCCUGUGGGCCUGUCUCCUCGGGCCCGACGGCGCCGAGGCCCGGGACGGCCGCCAGCUUGUGGCGGUGCACACGGAGGGGGGGCUGCCUGCCGGGGGGGCCGCGCAGUGGCGGCAGCUGGAGGUCGGCGUCGGGCAGCUGCUCCCCCGGCGGAGCUACCGCUUCGCCCUGAUGGCCAGGCCGCUGUGCAACGUGUUGGGGCCCCCGGCCUUCCAGGAGGUCGCGUCGUCGGCGCCGCUGGUUUGGCAGGAGGAGGCCGCCGCGGGCGACGACGAGGGCGCCCACGUCGACGUGGAGUCCUGGGACAUACCUCAGGCAGUCCCUGUCCCGGUGCCAGAGAGCAUCGAGGCUGGCAGGGGGGUCUGGCGUGGCAGGGCCGUGCUGCUGGCGUGGCCCCGGGGCACCCCCGUUGGCGACGACCCGCCGCUCGAGCUGCAGGGCCACGCCGAGGGCGAGAGUGGGCCAGCGGCCUGGGCGCCAGUGCCCUGGUCGCUGCAGUACCUGCAGGAGCGACCCCACGUCGUCGCAGCACCGUUGCCUUUCGCCCAAGGGCGUUUCCGAUGGUGGUCGCGCGAUCGGCGUGUUGGUGGUCCUCGCAGUGAGCUGUGCGUUGCGGCGGUGGAGCCGCCCUCCGAGCCAGAAGUGCACGUGUUCUGCUCCGAGACGGCAGUCUACGUCCACAUCCGUGCCCCCCUGCCGCACCCGAGCCACCGGUCUGCGCCCCUGUGCCAGGCGAGAUUCCAGCGGGUGGACUGCGUCCAGGAUGCGGCUGGCGAGGCCAGGGACGUGCCCGUGGGGGAGUGGCAGACCCCGCAGGCGGCGGAGCUGCGCGCGGAGGGCGCGCACCCGCACCGCGCGCUGGACACCGUGUACGGGGAGGCGGACGGCCUCGAGCUCGGGCGCCGCUACGUGUUCAGCGUGCGCUGCGGCGACCGCCGCCGCCGCUCGCCCUGGUCGGCCUCGUCGCCGCCGGUGCUCUUCGACGUGCCGGAGGCCAUGGCGCCCCGCUGCGCCGAGGCGGGCGGUGCGCUGCUGGUGGAGGCGCUGGCGCCCACCUCGGUGCGCCUCUGGUGGGCCGAGGUGCGUGCGCCAGAGGCCCUGUCCCCCAGGAGCGUCGUGGCGCUUGGGGCACCCCCGAGGAGUACCGGCUGGACGUCUCGCGGGUCCUCUCGACCGGGGGCCUGGAGAGCGGCACGCCACCGCCCUCCUCGAGGACGCGGAGGACGGUGCUGCGCCCAUCGACGCCGCCUUCCACGGCCUGCGCCCCGGCGGCAGGUACUUCGCGGCGCUGGCCGCGCGGUUUGCGAGGACCGACCGGCCGGCGAGAGUGGCGCAAGACUGGGCUGACGGCGUCCUUCGAGAUGCCGCCCGACCCAUCGGCGGGCUGAGACCUGACGGCCACCGUCCGCGCGGCCCGACGGGUGCCUCCGCGCGUUUCGCGGGACCAAAAAGCAGAGAACGCGAAAAGCGACCAAAAGCAAAUGCACGGUCGGGGACUUUUGCUUAGCGCGUCGCGCCCCCGGUUCUGGCCCACCA
Molecule: messenger RNA, 3898 nt
Organism: Prorocentrum cordatum
Lineage: Eukaryota; Dinophyceae; Prorocentrales; Prorocentraceae
Source: the annotation of a GenBank genome assembly